Bufo bufo (common toad) is the source of this 542-nucleotide messenger RNA. Its product is annotated as serine protease inhibitor Kazal-type 1-like. The transcript has 4 exons. Bases 82 to 333 code for a protein of 83 amino acids. The record is from RefSeq and is a predicted model, not a curated record. Gene Ontology annotation, molecular function: protein binding; serine-type endopeptidase inhibitor activity. Lineage: Eukaryota; Metazoa; Chordata; Amphibia; Anura; Bufonidae.
CUUGUUUAGCUGGGAAUUAUUCUACAAUAUCAUCCUGUGUCUGAACAUUUCACGUUUUAAUAGAGCAUCUUACGAACAAACAUGAACUUUAGAGUUAUCCUAUCAAUUUCAAUGAUUCUUCUGUGUCUUUUCUUGGGUACUGCAAAGACCAACCCACCUUCAGAUGAAGGAACAGAGCCUAACUGUGAUGUAGGUGCAUCAUCAAGAUGCCCACGGAAUUAUGAUCCUGUAUGUGGAACUGAUCAGCAUACAUAUGACAAUGAAUGUCUGCUCUGUGUGGAAAAGAUAAAGAGAAGUGCUCAUAUUAAGAUCUCCAAAAAAGGAACAUGUUGAUGAUCUUGAUUCUGUUACAAGAAAGAAUUCUCACAAAUUGCUGGAUAUACGCAGAAAUCAUUGGGUUAAGUCCUUAUAGAUACUGAGAUGCACGCUUCAAAUAUUCUUACUGCAUAUAAAGUCUACACUUGAGUCCAGAGAAAACCAAGAAAAAUGAACAAAACAUAAUUUUAAUGAUUGAAGUAAUCGGUAAUAAAAGUUUUGGGGAA